AUGCCUGACUUAGAAUCUGAAGUGGACGCCCUAGUUUUGCGAUAUUUGAUGGAGCGUGGUAAGUAUUCUGUUUUUCGAUCACCGUAUUCAAAAUAAUUUAUUGAAUUUGAUAUGUUUUUAGGAUGUGAAAAGUCUGCUCAAGUCUUUCUAGAGGAAGCCGGAAUAAAACAGGAUUCUGACAACCAAAAAGGAGAACUGGUUUCUUUGAUUACAAAAGGUGUUAAUUCGAUGAAAAGCACCGGAGAAGAUUUUAUCACUAUACAAAUUGCACUUCACAAAAUCAAAUGUGAGCAGAAAGCUUCGAAUCAAACACAUCCCAUAGUAAGAAAAAUUGCUUAUCAACCGGAACUGUUGGUCCAAUCUUCAAAGGAUGCAAUGAGUGUGACUGUACGGUUGAAUGCUGGAAAUCCUGGCAAAACGCAUGUAUUAUUCUGUCCAAACGAUUGGUUAUUGCUCACUGGUUCCCGCUAUGGCUCUGUCGAAUUAUGGGACAUGUCAUCAAAUUCAACUCGUUUGGUAAAACAAAUGGAUCAUGAAAAUGUAAGGACAUCUUACACAUGGGAACAAAAAAAAUUGUAAAAGUGUACUUUUUUGGAUUUUCCAAAUUUUGAUUAUGUUUUGAGAAUUAGGUAGAAAUAUAUUUAAAAAAGAAACACAUUUUUCCCCAGGAUCUUAUAAAAAUGAAGUUCUUUGAAAAAAAUUGUUUCAGGAAAUAACGAGCAUUGACUGGUCACCAAAUGGUUUGAGAUUUGCAACAGGAUGUUCAAAUGGGUUGACACGUGUUUAUUCGAAAGACGGACUCCUCCAAAGCCAGGCAAAGAUUGUUGACAGUGGCAUUAAUUCAGUUCGAUGGAAUGGAAAUGCUGACUAUUUUGGUGUUUCUUUUAAAGAUGGCAGAUUUGUCAUUUUCAAUAAUGAUGGGACCAUCAAACAUCAUUUUUUCGAACAUCAAAAAGAAGCAAAACAAGUUGGUUGGCUAGAUAACAAUACAGCCGUUACAAUUGGAGCCGAUGGAAUGCUCAUAGUGUACAAAAUUGGAAAUCUUCGUCCAAUUUCAGCAAUCCAAGCAUUUGAGUCACCUAUUAAUUGCAUGUCAAUCAAUAUCGAAACAUCAGUAAUUGCAACUGGCACAGAUUACAAUUGCAUAAAACUAUGGAACUUGGCAAAAAUGCACCCUCUUGAACGUGUUGACGAAUACCGAAAGCAAGUGAAAAUGAUACGCUGGAAACCAUUUGAAACAAAUCUUUUUGUCUGGUAAUGAUGCUUGAAGGAUUUAAAGACUAAUUCAAUAUUAUGUUUUCAGCUCUUUUUAUGAUGAUCGCUCUUUGAUGGCAUAUGAUAAUGAGAGAGAAGCUACUAAAUCAUUAAAUGGACAUAGCAAUACAAUUACAUGUUUUGAAUUUUCACGAGAUGGGAAACUGAUGGCAUCUGGAUCAAAAGAUGGGACAGUGAUCAUCUGGAGUGGAGACGUGAGUAUUUUUGUCACAUUAUGGAAAGAGAAGGAAACUUAUUUUUGAUUAAAAAACUCAAAACAUGGUCAUUUUCAACAUUAUCAAACUCGAUUAAUUAUGUAUUAAUACAUUUAUUUUAUUUUUCAGGAAUCAUCAUCAAUACCAUUGAAACGAAUUGGAAGAGCUGGUGGUCCUAAAAUCACAGCCUUGAGCUGGAGUAGUGAUGGGAAUAUGAUAGCGGCGUCAAAUAGAAACGGUACAAUUAUUUCUUUCGAUGUGCAAAAUAUGAGGUAUUGA
Caenorhabditis angaria is the source of this 1748-nucleotide messenger RNA. NCBI's taxonomy places the organism in Eukaryota, Metazoa, Nematoda, Chromadorea, Rhabditida, Rhabditidae. The record is from the annotation of a GenBank genome assembly.